This is a messenger RNA of Alternaria atra, 1497 nucleotides long. RefSeq lists its product as uncharacterized. NCBI's taxonomy places the organism in Eukaryota, Fungi, Ascomycota, Dothideomycetes, Pleosporales, Pleosporaceae. The coding region runs from base 1 to 1497 and encodes 498 amino acids. The transcript is spliced from 4 exons. Gene Ontology annotation, molecular function: iron ion binding; monooxygenase activity; oxidoreductase activity, acting on paired donors, with incorporation or reduction of molecular oxygen. The record is from RefSeq and is a predicted model, not a curated record.
AUGGCGAUCCUGACUUUUCUUCUACGUAUCGUCUCUCUGGCAAUUACCGUCAUCGUCGGAUGGCUGGCUUACAACAUCCUCCUCCACCCACUUCGAAAAUAUCCGGGUCCACUCUUGUGGCGAGCAUCCCCUAUACCCCGCAUUCUGUCCAGAUGGAGGGGUACCACAGUAUUCGAUGCGCACCGCCUCCACGAACAAUACGGUCCAAUCGUGCGGUUGAGCCCCUGGGAAUUGAGCUACACAUCCAGUGAUGCAUGGAAGGAUAUCCACGGCACAGGCAACUCUGCACCUCGAAAGCCGCUGCCGAAGAAUCCUCUCGCUAACCCUCCGCCUAUGUCAGGUGAGCCGGGUAUCAUCGACGUUUUGGACGACGAAAAACAUCGCGAGCAACGCCAACUCUUCAACCAAGGCUUUUCCACCCGAGCAUUAAAGGAACAGGAGCCUUUGCUACGCAAGCAUGUCGAUAGACUAGUCGCGGCAGUGCGGUCGCGCGCUGACCAAGGCCUUGAGACAAACAUGGUGGACAUGUUCAAUUUCUUGGCUUUUGACGUUAUGGGAGACCUGGCGUUCGGUGCAUCUCUUGGUCUACUGGAACGGUCAGAGUACAACAGCUGGGUACGGGUGAUCGUUGCGACUAUCAAAGUCGUCACUAUCCGCAUUGUUGUAUUCUACCAUAUCCCAUUUGCAUCCAAGAUUUUGCCGCUGUUGGUCCCGAAGCCGAUGAAGGCCAAGCGGGAUGCUCACAUGAAGUUCGCCGAAGACCGAGUUAGAGAAAGACUGGAAAGGAAGACUGAUCGUCCGGAUCUCUGGGGCUUGAUCACUGGUGGGCCUGAUAAGAAGAAAGCACAACUGUGUUUGGAUCAAAUGGUCGGCAAUGCAGCCCUCUUCAUGGUGGUGGGCUCAGAAACCACGGCAACUGUGCUAUCAGGGACGCUAUACUUGCUGUUGAAGUCUCCCAGGUGUAUGCGCAGACUCAAGAAAGAGAUUCACGACAACUUCAUUUCAAAGGAAGAGAUGACCAUAGAGGCCCUGCCGAAGCUUACGUACAUGACCGCAGUCCUAGACGAGGCCAUGCGGGUCUACCCCGGUGCCCCAGAAACUUUGGCGAGAUUGGUUCCAGUAGGAGGAAUGCAGAUCUGCGGCGAGCAUGUCCACCAGGGCGCUACAGUAUUCAUCCUCCAUUACCCAACGUUUCACUCUUCACGAAACUUCGUCCGACCAGAUGACUUCGCUCCGGAGAGGUGGCUACCCGAAGGUGCCGUUGAAUUCGAGAAAGAUGAUAAGAAGGCCUUCAAUCCUUUCUCGGUCGGCCCACGCGCUUGCCUUGGAAGAAAUUUGGCACACUAUGAGUUGAGGCUGACUCUGAGCCAUUUGCUCUGGGACUUUGAUUUCGAGCUUGACGAAAAAUGCGAUGACUGGUUGACCCAAGAGACAUACUCUUUCUGGCUGAAACCCCCACUCAUGGUCAGAGCUCGAGCUGCAAAUCGGAAACCGUAA